GGAACGAAGAAGUAGAUGGAGGAGAUCCACUCACAGGAUUCUGCGUUGUUGAUUUGUGUGUGGAAGUAUCGUGGGUUUUGCCCUGCCUCCAUUGUUGCUCGUCUGCUGAAAUAAGUUGUACCCCAGCAGGCCCCUCUUCAGGUCCAGCGGGUUCUCUGAAAUAUCACCACCACCACCACCACCACCACCACCACCACUACAAGACUACCACUGCUGCUGGUGAUAAAAUGACAGUCACCUACACCACCAAGGUUUCCAACACUAGUUUCUGCGGAUUUUCCAAGCUUCUAUUCAGAUGGCGCGGCAGUGUGUUCAAGCUGCUCGCCGCUGACCUCAUUGUUUACUUCCUGCUUUAUUUCUCCGUGGCCGCCAUCUACAGAUUCGCCUUGCGGGAGAACGAGAAGAGAGUGUUUGAGAAGAUCGCCAUAACGUGUGAAUACUUCCGCAACGUGUUCCCUAUCUCUUUCGUGCUGGGUUUCUACGUGACAAUCGUGGUGCAGCGGUGGUGGGAGCAGUACAUGCUGAUCCCCUGGCCCGACACCGUGUGCAUCAUGGCCUCCACUUACAUAGAGGGCCAGGAGCUUCUGAGGAUGGCUUAAGACAGAGUUCUAUGUCACAACAAGCCUCAGCUGGAGAGAAGGACAAGGCAUAGCCAGGCAUUACCAACUCACACCCAGGUUUUGCUGGCCCAGAGACUGUUUGCCAGUGGGCCCUUCCAAAACGUCAUUGGAGACACUGCAGGACCUAUGCAAGCAAGUGUCAGCAGGGUCUUCAAGUGUGUGUGUGCACCGUGUUGAGUGAUAAGUCGGUGCAGGAAAUCAAGAUGCCUCCGACACACCUUGAUCAAAGGAGAACUGCACACCAGUUCUUCAGGAUUAAAAAUUUCUUAAGGGUUAUUGGGGCCAUUGAUGGCACCCACAUUGCCAUCAAGGCCCGAAGAGUGGACGAGGCCCUCUACUUUAACUGGAAAAGGUAUCACUCCCUCUGAACAUCCAACUUGUUUGUGAUGCGAAUGGAGUGAUCCUCAGCUACUGCUUCAGAUUCCCAGGACCUAUGCAAGCAAGUGUCAGCAGGGUCUUCAAGUGUGUGUGUGCACCGUGUUGAGUGAUAAGUCGGUACAGGAAAUCAAGAUGCCUCCGACACACCUUGAUCAAAGGAGAACUGCACACCAGUUCUUCAGGAUUAAAAAUUUCCUAAGGGUUAUUGGGACCAUUGAUGGCAGCCACAUUGCCAUGAAGGGCCAAAGUGUGGAUGAGGCCCUCUACUUUAACUGGAAAAGGUAUCACUCCCUCUGAACAUCCAACUUGUUUGUGAUGCAAGUGGAGUGAUCCUCAGCUACUGCUCCAGAUUGCCAGGUGCCUGCACUCUUGUGGAGGUGGCUUGCAGUACAGACCCAUCAAGUGUGUCAAAAUAAUUAAUGCUUGCCUGCUCCUACACAACUGCUGCAUCAAGUUCCUGAUGACCUACCACCUCUUGAGGAUGAAGCAGUGCCCCAUGCUGAUACCAACCCUGCUGUGCUGUAGAGGGAUCAGUGUGCUCCAGGCAGAAUUGUGUGGCAAGAAAUCAUACAAAACUUCUUCCAGCAAUGCAGUAAGGAAGUGAGAUUAUCAAAGUGCCUGGGACAUGUUUUGUACAGCCAGCUGCACCAUCACCAGCUCGUCCAUACUCAGACUAAUCUGCUGUUGGGUUUCCUGUGCUUGAGAGAGAACUUCCAAGUCAGAGUGGCCAUCUGAAAUACAGUUUAGAAGCAAACAUGACUACACCUCAAGUUACAAAUGCAGAUGAUACAGCAUUGUCAAAUCCAGAGGCCCCUGUGGACCCAGCGACACCAGCAGAAGAGGGUUGGAUGGCUCCAACACUACUGCUGGUGGAAGGCUGUGGUCCUAGAGGCCCUGACACUUCUGGAGAAAAAAAAAAAAAAAAGCUGUCAUUACUGCAGGGUAUGGCAGUCCUGCAAAUGUUGUGUGAGACAACAUCCACAGCAUGACCAACUCCACAGCAGUGUGUGCUGUCUCAUCUGGAGGCCCCCACCUGCAUGGAUAUGAAUGUUGCAGUUAUCACCCACUUAGAAGUUCACAUGUAAAGCCAAAUCAACUUGGUGCAUCAUGAAUGCAUUAGAGCACAAUAAUGUUAUCUAGCACUGCAGUGGUCACUGUCUCAGACCUGACUGCCAGAGGUACUGUACGUACUCCUAUUUAUAAUCCAUUGCUUAGUUGGUUCUUGGUUAUGUUUAUUGACUAUAUGAGUAAAUUUUGUAACAGCACCAAUAAUUAAAUACAACAUGUACACAAGAACAAACUUCUUUUUAUACAACUGCAGGGGUUUUAAGCACUGCUAACAAUCACCUAACCUAACUAAUCUAAACAUAACUUAACCCUCCUUCCUCAACAAAGUAAAAUCAAUAUUCAAGAAAUAAAAUUUAAUACAGCAGUUUGUGUCUCAAAGGCUGACCAGAAAGAAACAUUUUUUUUCUUCCAAUAUGUAACAAAGUCAUACAGAGGAAUUUGUUCAUAUUACUCAAAACAAUGUUCAGCAAUGCCCAAAACAUUAGUUAAUUAAAUUCCAUCAGCAAUUAGGUCAAGACAAAAUAUGAAUCAAAUAUGGUAGUGUGGGUAAAUUUUUACUCUUUCAUCUGUUUAUCUUUUCCACAUGAAACUAUUUGCUUUUUGUUAUUUUUGGCCUACACUGAAUUAGUAUGUUAAUCAAACCUGAUGUAACCUUACCAAAGUAAUCUAACAAAACCAAAAUAAUAUAACCUAACCUAACCUAACCUCAAAUAUCUAAAAUAACCUUGCUUCUCUAAAAAAAAAUAUGUACAUGUAGCUGUUUAACAAUUGCUGUCAUUAUCAUAAUUAAUUUGCAGUUGGUAUGUGUGGGGUUCAAAUUAGUCUGGAAUGACAAAAUGUAUCUGAUGAGAAGGAGAAGAAAAGCCAUGUUGAGACUGGUGAAGGAGUAAAAGAAUACCCUUCUGUGUGUCUGCUGGAACCAUAAGCCAUGAUUUCACUUACUUGCAGCAGGACGUCACACCAUUUUUUGUAAAUAUCACAGUAAUAACAAUCAUAUAGCUCUCUGUCCCUCUUCUGUGUCAACCGCACCAUGCUCGGUCUGCAACUUUGCUAACCAAAAUGUGAUAAGAAUAACCGAUUAACUCGCCAGUGUCUGCAGUGUGACGUUGUUUGCAGCACCCUUGUUCUUGACAUGGGUCGCAGGUCCUUCAAUUUCCUCUGGACCUCAGGAUAGGCAAUUGCCGUGAGGGGAAGAUGGCUGAGUCUGGGCAGGUUGAGAGAUGUGAUGCUCAGCAGGGUGGAGAGUGGGUAGCGAAGUGCAGUGCGGUAGGAGUAGACACGCUGCCAAAGGAGCAGGAAGUGGUCCUUGGUCUCGGAGGAGCAGCCCUGUACCAAGGGCAGAAGGGGUUGCUUUAUCAAAGUUUGUAAACAAUGUCGCGUGACUCCCUUUUGUGGUGUCAGUUUUGCUGUCCACCGCACCCCGAUUCUACACCACCUCCACCAAGGUCAAGGCCUCGGUGUCAGGGAAUCAUUGUCUCCUUGUUUUCUUAGGGGGUUCAGUAGCCAUGAUGAAAGCAUCGUGAGGACAGUUGAGUGCGGUGAGUGGUGACAUUGGGUGUGUGACGCUGUAUCAAAGUUUGUAAACAAUGCCGUAUGAUUUCCUCUGCAAUAACAAAGCAUCCUGGGAUUGGCUGCCUUGCAUGUGACGUCGAGUCAGUGACGUAUCACUCGGGCAGCCAAUGAGGACGCUGAGGGGGUUAGCAACCUCCACCCGCCAACCGCAGAAAUUCUUUGUGGAUACCGUUUCUUGGAGAUUGUAAUGCGGUUGCUGUGAGAGCGGAGUUAUACCAUUUGCCCGAUCACAGGAUGUUAGGCAGAAACCUGUUUCAUGGAUCUGGCCCAUGGAGGGGGAGAGGGACGACCUGGAAAUCUGUUCUUGUUUUCUUUAUCCUCUCUCUCUCUCUCUCUC
Scylla paramamosain (green mud crab) is the source of this 3975-nucleotide messenger RNA. Its product is annotated as bestrophin-2-like. The record is from RefSeq and is a predicted model, not a curated record. Lineage: Eukaryota; Metazoa; Arthropoda; Malacostraca; Decapoda; Portunidae. Gene Ontology annotation, molecular function: chloride channel activity. The transcript is spliced from 16 exons. The coding region runs from base 228 to 599 and encodes 123 amino acids.